AUGUAUCUUGCAGUUCUACUGUUCAUCGCCCCUGUGGUUGCGUGCGAAACAAAGCUUCUGGAUAGGGAAGCUCUGCUGGUGGACUUUCUUAUCCUAAAACACUGUCAGCGUGCGAUCGUGUUCGACUGUGGCGAUGUGCUCCCGCCACGGGCCAGGGUGUUCCGUGCUGCAGGUUCCCGCAAUAUGGCGGUCCAAUUUGUUGACCUCGACCGCCGGUAUGAUGUGACAACUGUUUUCGCACCUCGUCAGUACGCGAAACUGUGCGCCGCGGUCGACUUCGAGUGCCCAGGAGCAGCGGCGCUGUUGGAAGAGGUUCCUCAGAAUGUCUCCAGAUAUCGGUUCUUGAACCAGAGUGUCAGCUGGCUGUUGCUACCGCGGACGAUGGCUCACAUCUCCGCCGAGUCGAUCGUGCAGCGGGUCCUGUGGAAUUUAACCGGAAUCCAAUUGGACACCGAUUUGACCAUAGUCGAGGCCGAUCCGGACGGUGGAGUGAUUAAUCUGUUCGAUAUCUACUCCCAAGGGCGCCACUUGUGUAAGGAUAUCCAUCGCACGCUGUACGGUCGCUGGCGCACGGGUGAAGGUAUUCAGCAGGUCCCCAACUACAGUCGCUAUAGGGCGCGCGGAAACUUUGACCGCCUCCAACUCCGGGGCGUUACUGUGAUCGAUCGCGAUAACAUAACGUCCGACCAGGUUGACACAAUUUUCAACGAACAUGGAGUGCAGAAGGGAACGACGUCUUUUCUGAAGUAUCACUACGCUCUGAUCAUGGUCCUGAGGGACUACCACAACUUCACCAUCAAAUUUCGUGUCACAAGAGGUUGGUCCGGUCGGCUACCGUCCGGGUAUCGUUUGGGGUUGCUGGGUGUAGUGAAGCGCCGUGAAGCGGAUAUCGCAGCGACGGGAAUCCUUAUGCGGAUGAAUCGCCAUGAGGAAUACGACGCAAUACACUACAGCUGGAUAUUCGAAUCUGGAUUCAUCUACAAAAUCACACCGGACAUUGGCAGCCAAUCGGAGGGAAACGGUUUCGUCGCUCCAUUUUCGCUCCCCGUGUGGAUCGCGUUCUUGGUGUCGCUGGGGUUGUCGGUGGUGGUCCUGCGAUGCCUGGCCCAGCUGUCCGAGCGCUGGUUGGUGCGACAGGUCGAGACACGAGGCGCCAGAUCGACGAUGGCGUACGUGCUGGACGUGAUCUGCUGUGUGGCCCAGCAAGGCGUACCGGGCGUGCCACGCCUCGUGCCCGCACGCAUUGCCGUGCUGGUGCUUCUGGUGGCCAAUUUGGUGCUCUUCAACUACUACACGUCCACCGUCGUCAGUGGACUGCUGAGCGCGCAGAUGAUGGGGCCGGAAACGAUUCCCCAACUCAUCGAUAGCCCGGUGAAGAUUUCAUUCACCGAUACGGGCUACCACAAGGUGCUGUUCAGGGAGCAAACGCUUCCUCACAGCAAGAGGCUGUACGAACGCAAAGCCCGGCCACCGCGUACUCCACAAGAGUUGCCACUCUACACCAACGUGGACCAGGCGAUUCCGUUUCUGCGGCGAGGCGGACACGCUCUGCACUGUGAGCUGUCCGAAGUCUACCCUGCGCUGGCCAAACAGUUCACGGCCAACGAGAUAUGCGAGGUGCGAACGGUCGGAGGUCUCUACAACAGCGAUAUCCGCCUGCUGGCUCUCAUUUUGCCUAAACAUAGUAUGUACAGCGAAAUGUUCCGAACCACCCUGAUGCGGGCACAGGAAACGGGAAUCGUAAAGCGGAUUAAUAGGAUCCACAAAAUGCCCAAACCGAUCUGCCAAGGAAGUGCAACGGUCUACUCGGUGGAGCUGAGCGAGGUUUCGCUGGCGUUCAUAAUACUCGGAGUUGGCAUCGCACUAUCGGGGCUAAUGUAUCUGGCGGAAAGCAAACGGUGCGGCAUCCGACGGCGGCAGCGACGGACGGUCGUGGCCUGUCGGCAGCCGUUCGCAACCAUUCCGUACCUAACGGACGUCAUUGGAAUGAUCGCGCAGCAAGGCACCACCCAGGACUCGUCGAGACUUCCGGUACGUAUUGUGCUGUACACAGUUCUGAUAGUAAACUUUAUCCUCUACAACUACUACACGGCUUCCAUCGCCGGCGAGCUUGUCAGUGGGUUCAAUCGGGAACCACAGUCGAUCGAGCAGCUGAGGCGAAGCCCUCUAGCGGUGGUGUUUAAUAAUGAUUCAUACAACCGAGCGCUGUCGAAGGAGGAAUCGGCAUCACCAUCGAAUCGUUCCGUUGCGAUCUACACCGAUGUAGCCACAGGCGUACGAUUGCUCCAUCACGAUGGUUUCGCUUUCCACUGCGAGUUGACCGAAGCAUUCCGGACCAUUGUCCAACGCUUCAACGCUGAGGAAAUCUGCGAACUACGAACCAUGGAAGGACUUUACACCGAUCUCGAAAUGAUGAGCUUCGUACUUCCGAAGCGCAGCCAGCAAUUCAGCGAGCAGUUCAGACUAACGUGA
Anopheles cruzii is the source of this 2472-nucleotide messenger RNA. RefSeq lists its product as uncharacterized. The coding region runs from base 1 to 2472 and encodes 823 amino acids. The record is from RefSeq and is a predicted model, not a curated record. The transcript is spliced from 12 exons. Lineage: Eukaryota; Metazoa; Arthropoda; Insecta; Diptera; Culicidae.